AUGGUUUCCUGUAACCACAGUCAGUGGCUCGGGAUUUCGACAGAGGAAAACUCGUGCGCCCUUCUGGAGUCUGACAGAGCGCAAACCCUCCUCGCCAACAGUCCAACCGCCGGAGUCCAGUGCCCGAGCUUGUUUGUACUCAUUGGGAGCACGUCCAAGGCUCGAGCGAUCCAGGAGCUUGUUUCUGCCAAGGCCUCCACGACUAGACGCGCUCACGGCGAGGUACACUUGCAACUUGACCAUUCAUCUGCGUUCAGCGAACGGCCCAUAUACAUAGCAGAUAGUGACAUCCCUGAGAGACACCAGCGGGGCAGGAUAAUUCCUGCAGAUUCGUGUCACGAGACAAUCGCCCACUCAUUUUACCAAGCUGGGAAACGGCCGCUCGAUGCGAGUAGGAUUGCUGAAACAAUCUACGCCCAGCUUCUUCAUCCGUUCGCAGACGUAUUCUGCCUUUUUGCAGCGGACCUAGGGGGUCUCCGCAGGAUCUCCCGCCAGGUGGCCGCGUGGCUUGAGAAGCCGCAAGCGUCACUAUUACCGACUGAAACAUAUCCGUCCCUUGUGAUCGUCACAGAAAAUAGCACACGGGCUCGUGAGGAGGUAAUCAGAGGCUGGUUUCUAGAUAUUCUAGGUGCAGACACUUCUAAGAGCUUGUCUGAUCGCUUCUCUAGUCUUGAAGUAGUCGUACUGUCGCAGGUAGGGUCCAUGUCUAACGGCGCGCGCCAUCAUCGUUUGAGAGAUUGCCUAAGGCGGGUCUCAGACCGCGUACGCAAGCACAGAACUAAUACCCGUACUCUUUUCUCUGUUAGACAUUUCCACGCAUUUUUUAGACUAGCUUGUCAACACCUAGCAAGGGGUGACAGUGAACCUUUUGACUUUAUGACUGCAGCGAGGCUGCGCAAUCCCGUUUCUCCAGACCUCAAGCAACACCUUUCCAGCUUUAUGCAGCUCGUACGGUCACCACGCGAGCUAAUCGACUUUGUAGCACCAACAAUCGCAUCGAGUCUCUUCUUAGACAGCUAUCCCCCAGAUGCUCCAAUGUUCGAUCCUAGAUCUGUAUUCGAAAGGUUGUACAAGGGUGUCUGCGAUGAGGCAGCCCAAGCUAUAUUGACGCCUGAAGAUGGUAGUAACUUUGUAAUACCCAGUACUAUCGUCAAAGCGGUUCAACACCACUUCCAAGACCACUUUUUGAACGCACUGCAGUCGAAGAGCUCUGAAUUCGCUGCGGAGUCACACAAGCGCUUUCUGCAAGGAACACGAGACAUUUGGCUCAAGCUUCAAAGCCGAGAGACAUGCCUUGUAUGCCUUUGCCGCAGGCCGCACAUUGGGCUUCCUUGCGGGCACACAGUAUGCGAAAACUGUGUUUGCAUAUUUGGCCAGCCGUCAUUGGAUGAUCCGUGUGUUUACUAUAUCAACAAGUGUUUUCUCUGCAAACUGGACGCGAAGCAAAAGACCGUUCGCAUCCAUCCGCCUACAGCUGGCGCAGGCGUUCUCAGCAUGGAUGGCGGCGGCGUACGGGGUAUACUUGAGCUUAUUUUUCUUCGGUUGUUGGAAGAUCGGAUCGGCCUUCCAAUUCCUGUCUUGCGAUACUUCAAUGUCGUGUUUGGAACGAGCACAGGAGGUAUCGUCGCACUGGGACUCGCCCAGGGUUGGUCCAUUCAAAAGUGCAUUGAGAUUUUUCCACGGCUGGCUGACGCAGCCUUCCAGCGGAGGAAGUUUUUAGGCAUGCUCCAUCUGCCUAAGGCCUUGGAAUCUUUGAUGUCCAUAUUUACGGACUGCCUCUACCCGACCAGUCAGAUUGAGGCGGCACUUAAGGAAGCCUACGGUUGUGAACAAGGUAUUUUGGAAAUGUCUCAGACAACAUCCUUUGGGACCAGAGUUGGAAUUCCAGUAGCAACUGUCCACGGACCUUCGUUGUGUCUGUUCACUAGCUACAACGGCACAGGAAUGCGCAAGGAAAACCUAGAGUAUCAUAUUAUCGAGUCGCAUGACGGCGUAGAGCAGCCGCGAGUGUGGGAAGUCGCACGUGCAGCAUCAGCAGCUCCAUUAUUCUUCAAGCCCACUACCAUCAAAGGAUAUGGCGACCAACAGGACGCUGGAUUACUCCGCAACAACCCGAUCUUUAUGGCUCUUUCUGAAGCCGAGACUUUAUUCCCAUUCACUGAAGAACCCGACUUUGUAGUAAGCCUUGGUACCGGAGGUCCGCGUCCUGAUACCGACGACCUUUGCACUUCAGGCUCGCGUAGUCUUCUCAAAGACGGCUGGAUCUCACGCGUCGCCCGCGGAUCGCUGGCAACCAUGGCUGGGGGCCGAGACUGGAAAGCACUUGUAAGUUUCGGUAGGCCAAAGUCUAGUGGCAAGUACCACCGACUGGAUAUUAAGUUUGACGGGCCUGAGCCGAGACUGGAUGCCGUGAGUGACAUGAUCAGCCUCCAGUCCUCGGCUCUUCAUGAUACUUUGCUAUCCCCAGUGCUCGAUAACAUUGCAGAGUGCGUUGUAGCUUCUCUAUUCUACUUAAAGCCACACACACGCCUAAGAUAUAGAGGUAGACAAUAUAUCGGCUCUGGCUGGAUCAAAUGCAAGCUUCGGCAUGGUGAGCCUGCGCUCGAAGUCCUCCUCAGCCGGCUUCAUACCGCUGGAGCGCGGCUAUUGAUUGGCAAUAGAAAUAGUCCUGAACUCCAUGAUAAGUGCAUCGCCGAAAUUGACGAUCACUUCAACCUAGACGAAACCGGCGAUUUCUGCAUAAACCUGGAAUUAGACGUGCAAAGCAGCUUUUCUAUCUUCCUGCAGAAAGGCAGCAACGCUCCUCGUCACAUUAGCGGCUCACCGUUCUCUAUGGAGAGAUUGGUGCAAGCAGAGGGCCUGGAAGCUUACUUUGGCCGAGCAGACCACCGAAAGCGCAAUUGGGCCAUUGAUGAGUGUGAAAUGCCACAGGCAAAACGUAGACGGUGA
This is a messenger RNA of Bipolaris zeicola 26-R-13, 2949 nucleotides long. RefSeq lists its product as uncharacterized. The transcript has 6 exons. The coding region runs from base 1 to 2949 and encodes 982 amino acids. Gene Ontology annotation, cellular component: membrane. The record is from RefSeq and is a predicted model, not a curated record. Gene Ontology annotation, biological process: arachidonate metabolic process. NCBI's taxonomy places the organism in Eukaryota, Fungi, Ascomycota, Dothideomycetes, Pleosporales, Pleosporaceae.